Molecule: messenger RNA, 993 nt
Organism: Lecanosticta acicola
Lineage: Eukaryota; Fungi; Ascomycota; Dothideomycetes; Mycosphaerellales; Mycosphaerellaceae
Source: the annotation of a GenBank genome assembly
AUGUCAACCAAAGUUCUUGUGUUCGGUGCGGGCGGUGUUGGCUGCAUCUAUGCGGCUAUCCUAGAGAGAGGCGGCGCCACGGUGACCUGUGUCUGCCGGACAAACUACGAGGCUGUCAAAGCGAAUGGAAUCCUCAUCAGAUCCGCCAAAUGGGGACAUAUGCGUGCAAGACCGAAUACCGUGAAGACUACGCAGGAAGCCACAGCGUAUGGACCCUAUGACUACGUGCUUGUCAGUUCGAAAGCCUUUCCUGGGACAGCUGGACUCAUCCAGGAUGCUGUGACACCUGGAAUGACAGCGAUAGUCCUGGCUCAGAACGGGAUCGCAAUUGAAGAAGACUAUGCGGCAUUAUACCCAGACAACACCAUAACCUCAGGUGUAGUCUAUCUGCCAACAACGCAGGUCCAACCAGGCAUAGUGGAGCACGGCACACCACUCCAGAGAUUCGAGAUCGGAACCUUCCCGACAAAGGCAUCAGCGGAGGCCAAAACACAAACACAACGGCUGUCCGAGCUGUUCACCGCAGGAGGCGCAGAUGCUCCGAUUUACGAAGAUAUCCAGCUGCGAAGAUGGAACAAGCUUUCCGUCAAUGCUUGCAUGAACCCCAUCGCGGCGCUCACGCUAUGUGAUGAUGCAAAUUAUCUACGUUCAUCGAAAUAUGCUUUGGACAUGGCGAAAGACGUCAUGAGAGAGAUAGGCGUGCUGGCUACAGCAGUAGGCUACCCGGAUGCUGUCACUGAAGCCGAGAUCGAACACCACAUGGAGCGGUUCAUCGAGAGGUUGACAAGCGGUGGCAAGGAGAUGAGUAUGUUGGUCGAUAUCCGCAACGAUCGGCCGAUCGAGGUUGAAGCCAUACUCGGCAAUGCAAUUCGAAAGGCAGAGGAAUUGCAAGUUCUGGUUCCUUACCUGAAGAUGCUCUACGUCUUGGCCAAAGCGAGAGAUUUCGCGACGUUGAAAAAUGACGGCUGGAAGCCAAUCAGGACGAUAGACUGA